Molecule: messenger RNA, 657 nt
Organism: Cutaneotrichosporon oleaginosum
Lineage: Eukaryota; Fungi; Basidiomycota; Tremellomycetes; Trichosporonales; Trichosporonaceae
Molecular function (GO): acid phosphatase activity
Source: RefSeq, a predicted model, not a curated record
AUGCCCAGGCGACGAAAGGAACCAGCGGAGCCACAGUCGCCACCUGGGGGCUGGAGCGUCCUCUCUCCAGACGACCCAAACGCCUACCCAUUGGCCGCGGUAUUCGACCUCGACUACACUUGCUGGGAUCUUUGGAUUGAUACAGACAUCACCCCGCCGCUGACGCGGAAGGGCGACGAGCUGAAUCAAUUGACGGACCGCCGUGGAUCGUCACUCUGCUUUUACCCCGAACUGCCCGCCCUUUUCGCCGAGCUGAAGGAGCGCCGAAUUCACGUCGCGGCGGCAUCACGUACACAUACUCCUGAGCUGUGGGUCAUCGCGCCACAUGAAGCUGACACCAGCGCCCGUGACGCGCUCAACCUUCUUCUGCUCCCCGCCGAAAACGGCGUCGUCCGCGCUCAGAGCUACUUCAAUACAAUGGAGAUCUAUCCUGGCUCCAAGUUGCGGCACUUCCGCGAGAUCCACCGCAAGACAGGCAUCCCCUACGAGCAGAUGCUGUUCUUUGACGAUGAGCACCGUAACUUCGAGGUCGAGCAGCUCGGGGUUACUAUGGUGUUGAUUACGCGAGGAACGGAUCGGGCAGCCUGGAACGAGGGACUGGAGAAGUGGCGCCGGAGACGUGGGAUCAAGGUUGAGCGUGUUGGCGCUGUCGCGUAG